UCAAAAUAGAGGAGCUGGGGAGGUAAUCCUCGAGAAGCAAUUCUUCACGACGAAGUCAAAGGUGUUCAUGAAAUCAAGAUACAGGAUGAAAUAUUCUGGAUCCACAACAACUUCAACUCUAAAAGACUACAGGCACUAUAUCAAGACAUUUCCAAUGAUCUUUAGUCUCGUGACGAGAAAAUCUUUCGCAGCCACUCUCUCAUUCCUAUAGAUAAGGAUAAACUCCUACUUGGCGUGAGUUUGGUUGCUGACCUGCCAAAUAUCCAUUACUACUUGCCACAUCAUUGUUCGAGACUAUCCAAGACAAACAAAGACAUCUUCGGAUUUAGGAAGUGGCGAAAGGGUG
Molecule: messenger RNA, 346 nt
Organism: Linum tenue
Lineage: Eukaryota; Viridiplantae; Streptophyta; Magnoliopsida; Malpighiales; Linaceae
Source: the annotation of a GenBank genome assembly